Camelina sativa (false flax) is the source of this 1108-nucleotide messenger RNA. RefSeq lists its product as uncharacterized. Gene Ontology annotation, biological process: male meiosis II. NCBI's taxonomy places the organism in Eukaryota, Viridiplantae, Streptophyta, Magnoliopsida, Brassicales, Brassicaceae. The record is from RefSeq and is a predicted model, not a curated record.
GUUCCUAUUUCUAUUUCAAAGACACACCACUCAACAGAGGCCAAAACUAAAAGCAUCAUCUCUCUCUCUCUUCUUCUUCUUCUUCUUCUCAAGAUUCAAAAAACGAAACAUCACCAAACACAAAAAUGGGAUGUUUUAUGGGUUGUUUCGGUCUCUCUUCCAACAAAAAACGCAGAAGCUCCAUCAGGAAGAUCCUUCCUCGAGAUCAAAGAAUUUGUAGCUACGAGCCUCUACUACAUUCUUCAGAUCCGACAGAGUUCAGUACUUUUGUUGAUAACCCUCAAAAGAUCUCGAAUUCGAACCUCAGGGGUGAGGUGGAGGAGGAUGAGGAGAAGAAGAAGGUGACCAAGAAGACGAGGAAGAGAGUCAGAUUUGACUUGAAUGUACAAACCUAUGAACCUAUUGUACCACCAUCAUUUGAGAAUGAUUGCAGUGAUAAUGAAGAAGGAGAAAGAAUCAAGGGGUCCUCAGUUAUCGAUAAGAAACCAGAGGAUCUAAGCAGUAGACCAGUGUAUCCUUCAAACUAUAGGUACCACAAUUGCGUGACUAGUUUUGAAGAUGAAGAUGAUGAAAUGGGUUACGGAGAGAGUGAUUUGGAGGAUGAAGACUAUUACACAGAUGAUGAAAACGACUAUGAAGAUGAUGCUGAUGAUGAAGAAGAAGAGAAGGACCAGGAUGUGACUCCUCUCUUGAAUCCUGUGGAGAAUCUUGCUCAGUGGAAAGCGGUUAAAUCAAGGCCGGUGAAACUUAAACGAGAAAUGAAAGAGAAUGUUCAAGCAACCCCGCUACUGAAGGAGUUAAUCGUCAAUACUAGCCUUUCCAAUUGGAUAGCCUCACCAAAGAGUUUUCAUGGGAAUGGUUCGUCAAAGAGAUCCCCAAUUGUGGAUAUCACCAACAUGGAGAACAGGUAAAAGGUUUUCACAGUGAUUCAGAAGAAGAAACGAAAAAAGUGUGUUUUGUUGUUUUGUCUUUUGUAGCAUUUCUGAUUCUUUUUGUGUGUAUGGAUGAAGGCUUGCAUCAGUUUCCCCAUUUCGGGUUUAUUUUUUGCCACUUGUUGUUUCUGCAACUAUAUAUCUUGAAAAAGUUGUGACCUUUCAAAGUUUUUGCA